Culex quinquefasciatus (southern house mosquito) is the source of this 4004-nucleotide messenger RNA. Its product is annotated as CD109 antigen. Bases 58 to 3963 code for a protein of 1301 amino acids. NCBI's taxonomy places the organism in Eukaryota, Metazoa, Arthropoda, Insecta, Diptera, Culicidae. The transcript is spliced from 6 exons. Gene Ontology annotation, cellular component: extracellular region. Gene Ontology annotation, molecular function: endopeptidase inhibitor activity. The record is from RefSeq and is a predicted model, not a curated record.
ACGAAUGAACUCUUAAUUCUGUUAUCAGUUGCUUCUGAAACGCCGCUCCGCGUAGUCAUGUCAAUUGCUGUUAAAUAUGCGAUUUUCGCUGUCCUGGUGGCUAGUGCUGGAUUUGUGGAAAGUUACUAUGUAGCAUUGAUUCCCAAGACCAUCCGGGAGCAUUCCUCAUCGCUGGUGGUUAUCGCCAACCUGGGAUUCGAUCAUGACGAGCAAUUCAGGAUCUCGCAGAACGGCAAAGCUAAGUUGGUUGAUGUUCCCGUGAAUGUAACCAUGACUGUAAAACCGAAACUGAUGAAUGGAAGAAAUGCCGUACAAGUGGUGGACACACGAAGUGGCGUUACGACCGAUCUUGACGUGACGAUGGACAGAAGCUCACUGUCGAUUUACAUUCAAACCGAUAAACCGAUCUACAAACCGGGUGAUACGAUCCGAUUUCGGGUGCUGGUGCUGGACCACGAGUUGAAGCCUUCGGCGAUGUUGAAGAGUAUCAACGUGAGGCUGGCCGACAGUCAGGAGAAUCUCAUUCGAGAGUGGUCUUUCGGAGAACUCGUCCAGGGAGUGUUCCAGUCUGAGCUGGAGCUGGCCAACUUUGUCCGUCUUGGAACGUGGACACUUACGGCGACCGUCUUGAAUGGGAAGGCUAAGAGCAAGCAGAUCACGGUUGACGAGUACGUGCUUCCGAAGCAUGAGAUACGGAUGAGCAGUUCGAAAAUCGCGGUGAUGACCGAUGAAACGUUGACUUUGGUUGUGGAUGCUGUCUACACAUUUGGAAAGCCGAUACGGGGUGACCUCACGGUGAUCGCGGAAGAUUCCGGACAGCAGGUUCAAAACAGUAUCAAUGGUCGAGCGAUCGUCAAUUUCGAUGUUGCAAGCUUGGUAGAAGGAAAACACUUUGGUAAAAUGUUCUACAUUACAUUUACUGCAACGAUCGAAGAGCUGGGAUCGGAUCAGUCGUACAAAAAAAGUGUUCAUAUCCCAAUAUAUCGGGACAGCUACCGAAUUACGUUCCGCAAGUCGUCGGAAAACCUCACUCCGGGAGUUUACUUCAGGUGUUGGUUCACGGUGACAGAUCCUACAGGUAACCCAUUCCAAAAGCCGGAAAAUCUGAUCGUGAAGGCAACUCAAGGCAAGACAACGAUUACAGCAAAGAAACCAGACCAGAACGGCGUCGUGUAUCUCAAGUUCGACGACAUCGAGGACUACUCCCAAUCCCUCAAGCUGGACGUCAGCUACGCCGGCAAAACCCACUUCUUCUCAGUCGAACCCCUCCACGAGGACGACUCGUUCAUCCAAGUCUCCAUCCUGACCGAAGAUCCCGAGCAGGGCCAACCCGUCAAAGUUCUCGUCACCAGUUCGUUCGAUCUGGUCCCGUUUCUGUACUUUGUAAUAGCCCGUGGGGAGAUCUUAACGCGAGCCCGCAUCCACGCCAAAGCCGGACAAAAGUCGACCUUCAGCUUUCCGACGACCCUAGGGAUGGUUCCGUCGGCCAGUGUGGUCGUGUUUGCGGUGCACGAAGGUCGGUUGAUGCAGGAUGUGGCACACUUCAGGGUGACUCGGCUGAAGAACUUUGUGAACGUCACUCUGUCCGAGGAUGAAACGGAACCGCGAAGACAGUUGCAAAUCAGGGUGGAUUCACUGCCAGGAUCGAUGGUUGGAUUGCUGGCGGUGGACAAGAGCGUCCUGCUGUUGGAAACGGGGAAUGACAUCACACGGCAAUCACUUCUGGAGGACGGGAUCGAUAUGGAAAGCAAGGAUAUUGAGGAUCUUGGAUUCACAGUGCUUACAAAUGCCAAACCAAGUGUCAGCCUUUCUGGUGAGGUGGACAUCCGAAUCUGCGAUGAUAACUACGGCGAUCAUGUUCGGAAACACUUUGCGGAAACUUGGAUGUGGACCGAACCAAUGGCAGUGAGUUCUUCCGGCUCGCUAUCCCUGACCGCCACCGUUCCGGACACCAUCACCGGCUGGUCCAUCAGUGCGUUCGCGGUCAACGCACAGCACGGUCUGGGCCUGAUCGAGCAACCCGUUUAUCUGACCGUCGUUAAACCAUUCUUCGUAACCGUAAACGUCGCCUAUUCCAUACUUAAAACGGAAACCGCCCUCAUCGAGGUGUUUGUUCACAAUUACGGGAUCGAGCAGGAACAUGCCGAGUUAACUCUGCAGGUCGACUCUGAAGAGUUCCUGCUGCUGAACGAGGAGCAGCAGGUUAUCGGUGGAGUUCGACAGUCGGAAAGAGUUACGAUACCAGUUGACGGCAUCGAAAGGGUGCAGUUCUUCGCGAAGCCUCGACGAUCCGGCGAGCUGACGAUAACCGUCACUGCGAAAACAAACUCGAACAAGUUCGACGGUGUUCAGCGCACCGUUAAGGUGACCUCGGGAGGCAUUCAGUUCUAUCAGAAUGAACCCCGAUUCAUUGAUGUUGAGGACGCUGCGCAACGUUUUGAAAUUGGGCUGGCAAUUCCUCGAACGGCAACGAACGGUUCGGAGCUCAUCGUGUUCUCGUUAGAAGGGCUUGUGAUGGGUGCUGCUCUGACGAAUUUGGACGGAUUGAUCCGUCUUCCAACGGGUUGCGGCGAGCAGCGGCUGGUGAAGUUGGUCCCAACGGUGAUCGCACUGGAAUAUAUGAGCGUAACAGGAACGCUGGGAAACUCGAUGAAGUACCGAGCAGUUUCGUUCUUGAGGCAAGGUUACCAGAAUCAGCUGGAGUACAAGCGGAAGGACGGAUCGUUCCAUGUGUUCAGGUGGGAUGAUCAUGGCAGUGUGAUGGUAACGGCGAUCGUAGCGAAGACACUUCGAAUCGCUGGGAAGUACAUCACGGUGGAUGAAGGAAUUGCGCGAAAUGCUUACGAUUGGAUUCAACGACAGCAGAGGUCGGACGGAAGCUUCAGCGAAGCAGGAAGGGUCAUCUCGCGUAGAAUGCAGGGAAGUUUGGGCGAUGACGUACCGCUGACUGCUUUCGUGUUGAUUGCCAUAUUGGAACACAAGAACCUUGCCCAGAAGUAUAGAACGGUCGUAGAAAAGGGCACAGGUUACCUUUCGAAAAAGUUGGACGGUCUUACUAAGCCGUAUCACUUGGCAAUGGUAGCUUACGCUCUCCAGCUGGCCAAGCAUAACCGCAAGCAGUUUGCUCUGGAGAAGUUGAUAGAGGUUUCAAAAAAUAAAGACAACAUGCGUUGGUGGCAAGAUGGUGAAGCAAGUAUCGAAACUACGGCGUAUGCAUUGCUGACCUACCUGAACAACGGGAUGUACAUCGAUGCUGGACCUCUGAUGAAGUGGCUUGUAUCCAAACGCUACGAUCUGGGUGGAUUCGACAACACUCAGAACACACUCAUAGGGCUGCAAGCGUUAGCCGAGUACUCAAAGCUCCUCUCGCCUUCUCGGAACAACUACGAAGUGACAAUUUCCUACGGCGACGGGAACCGAAAUUCACUGAAGAUCCAAGGCAUGACCACUCCAAUCAGUCAGAAUCUAACCCUGCCAGCAAAUACCCGAAAAGUUAGUGUAUUGAUCGUCGGAACGGGGACGGGAGUGUUCCAGGUAGCCUAUCAGUACAAUCAAAUCGCUACGGACGACGAGCCGCGGUUCGAGCUGAGCAAAACGAUCCGCAGAAGCUCGUCGGGCAGCGUUCUCGAUCUGCACGUCUGUGCUAAAUUUAAGCCGCGAAAGCGGUUCGAAGUCACGAACAUGGUUCUGAUGGAGGUGUUGUUGCCCAGUGGAUACGUCGUUGCUGAUAAGACCAUCGACAAGCUCAGAAACAACAAGAAAAUGAUGAAAAUCGAAAAAGAUUAUGACGACACCAGACUGGUGAUAUACUUUGACGCACUUUCGGAUGUGGACGCAACCUGUGUGGAGGUUUUCAGCCUUCGGAAAGCGAUAGUUCUAGGGCAGAUUGCUGGCAUGAUAAAGGUGUACGACUAUUACGAUCCAGAUCGGGAGGCCUACGAAUAUUUUGAUGCAAAUGCAUAAAAUUACUAGGAUUUUCGCAAUAUUAAAAAAAGAUUGACGAA